UUCUAUUUAAGUACCGUGCGAUUUAGUCAUCGUCUUCUUCGGAUCGUGUAUUCAAAAUGGCCCAUUGGUUCCAUCGAAAUCCCCUCAAAGCUUCGAAUGUCUUGAGUUUUGAUCUUGGAAUUCAAGCAAGUACACCGCUAGCCCGAAAAAUAUGCAAUGAAACAAGAGAUGCCAGAGCAUCGCUGAUGCAGCUUCUACCAGAUCCGGGAAACGAGGUAACAGCAAUCCAAAAUGCCACAGAGAAAUACUUAUCAUUACUUGAAGGCUUCAUUGUUGCACCAGAAGGAAGUAAAACGCAGACCACAAACCCACAACAGCAGACACUGGAUGCUAAUGACCAAACGAGUCUGCAGGAUUCUGCGGGAGCCUCCGGUGGAGCUAGUGGAGGAGAAAGCAACCUGAGGCAUGCGUUCAAGGUGAAGUGGUCAAACACUUUGAUAUCUAAAAUCAUAGAACAAAAAGAUCUUUUGUUUGAGAAAAUCAGCAUCUUGAGCAAUGUAGCCCUGUGGUAUACCAAGCAUGCUGCAAAACUUGCAGGUAGCAAAGAAGAGGUUCAGGAAGAUGAGGCAAAAGAACUUCACCGUGCGUUGCGAACUGCUGCUGGGAUUUUCAAAUAUAUUCAGGAGAAACUUGUUCCACAGUUGAAGGAAGAGGCUGUUUCUAUCUCUGAUCUUGAUACAAGAAUACUGAGUGCAUACACCUUACAAUGUACAGCUGAGGCCCAAGAAGUCACAUUAGCACGAGCUAUUGAGUUGGAUCACAAAGCAAGUUUGAUAUCAGCUCUGGCGCAUGAAACUGCAAGAAUGUUCCAAAAGGCACGUGAUUCAUUAAAGAGUAUUGAAGACCCUGCAGUUACAAAGUGGAGCCUCUACUUCAACCUCAAGUUUGCAUUCUAUCUCUCAUAUGCUCAUUGUUACAAUGGCAAAGAGUUACUAAAUAAAGAAAAGUGUGGAGAAGCUAUUCGUUCGGUUAAGGAAAGUGUUUCAGUGUAUGAAAAAAGUAGAUUACUGUGUGAAGAGUAUGCUAAAGCAAAGGGCCCUGGGACUAUUGCAAAGCCAGAACAACACUUGUUCUUUAGAAGGUUUGGUUCAGAAGUGAAAAGAAAUCUGGAAAAGGUGGAAAGAGAGAAUUCAUUCAUAUAUUAUCAGAAGGUUCCAGAAGAGAUACCUGAACUUGAGUUAAAGGCUACAUACGGAUUGGCCAGCCCUCAGGAGUUUGACUCGCCCAGCUUAAGCCCGAACUGGACCCCUCAAAUCUACGAAGGUUUCCACAUGUCACCCUACUCCGCCCCACUUCAAAAGGAUGAGCAAGUUACACCUGUCAAAGAGAAGGACAUCAAACCAACGGAUAAAGAACCAAGCAACAACAGUGGCUGUGUUGUCUCAUAGAUCAUCUCUGUAAUCAUUUCAUCAUGAUCUUUGUCACCAAUAUUAUAAUAUUAUCUUUAUCAGUGUUAUAUUUAUCACACCUAUCAUCAUUACCAUCACUCUCAUCAUUAUCACCAUUUCAUAAUAAUCUUUGUCAGUGAUAAUAUACAGUGCACCCUCCAAUUCGAGACCCCUCUAAUUCCGAGACCCCUCUAAUUCGAGACCACUUUUUCAAAGAUCUAAAUAACAAUCUUCAAUCUUUUAACACAAAGCUAGCCCUCUAAUUGGAGACCAAUCGUGAUACCAUCGCAGAUUUUCAGGUCCCAAGAGUGGUCUCGAAUUGGAGGGUAAACUGUAAUAAUCACAAAAUAUCGUCUUUAUCUCUUUUUUCAUCACAUAUUAAUCUUUAUCAUUGUCAUCAUUUCAUUGUCAUCACAGCCUCCAUUACCAUAAUCAUUACCAUCACUAUCAACAUACACCAUCAUUAUCAUAAUAAUGAUCUUCAUUCAUCAUCAUCAUCAUUAGCAUCUUUAUCUUCAUCGUCAGUGUUGUCUUCCUUAUCGUCAUCACUUCAGCCUACGUAGCCGACUGCAGAGUGAUGAUCUCUCCAAGCUGGUCUACUUGUAUCUUUUGCACCACUUUUUAAAGUCAUCCUGUCAAUAUUGGCUUAAUGUUAUUAGAUAUAAUAUAUUU
Anneissia japonica is the source of this 2060-nucleotide messenger RNA. RefSeq names its product BRO1 domain-containing protein BROX-like. The record is from RefSeq and is a predicted model, not a curated record. Bases 57 to 1388 code for a protein of 443 amino acids. The transcript has 10 exons. NCBI's taxonomy places the organism in Eukaryota, Metazoa, Echinodermata, Crinoidea, Comatulida, Comatulidae.